Molecule: messenger RNA, 387 nt
Organism: Diaporthe amygdali
Lineage: Eukaryota; Fungi; Ascomycota; Sordariomycetes; Diaporthales; Diaporthaceae
Exons: 1
Coding region: 1-387 (128 amino acids)
Source: RefSeq, a predicted model, not a curated record
AUGGCUCGUAUUUCUCAGUCCACUUCGGUCUCCCGCACUCGUGAGAAUUCCACAACCUCUUUCGAGGCAACUCCCUUCAGUGGAAGCCCCGGUGAGGUGGGAGUCGAGUUGGUCGAGAUGAGCCCCCCUGCGAAGGAGCGCAGGGCCACAAUAGAGGCACACCAGCCCGCCAAGAGCAUGUGCUUCCUUAAGGAGGAUUGCAAAUGGUGCAGCCACGACAAUGAUGUGCGGUCCAAGCAGACAGGGAAUCACCCUAGCGACGCUGUCGUUGCCUUGCGGCAGUGCCUGGCCGUCCUGGAGCGUGACCGCCGUGCUGCCGAGGAGAGACGUGUUGGAUUCCUCGCUCUUAUGGCGCGCUUUUUGUCUCGAUGUGAUGGAAUUGUUUAG